Molecule: messenger RNA, 339 nt
Organism: Aspergillus chevalieri
Lineage: Eukaryota; Fungi; Ascomycota; Eurotiomycetes; Eurotiales; Aspergillaceae
Exons: 1
Coding region: 1-339 (112 amino acids)
Molecular function (GO): oxidoreductase activity, acting on paired donors, with incorporation or reduction of molecular oxygen; monooxygenase activity; heme binding
Source: RefSeq, a predicted model, not a curated record
AUGCGAGAUAUCGUCCUCCCAAAUGGCAUGACUAUUUCCCGCGGAACCAACAUUGCUGUUGAUUCGCCCAUGAUGUGGGAUCCCACUGUUUAUCUUAACCAUUCCGCCUACGACGGCUACCGUUUUCUUCGUCUACGCCAAUCCGGCAAUGCUGGGGCAGCACUCGCUUCCAUCAGUCCGGAGCAUAUCGCUUUCGGGAUUGGGAAGCCAAUCUGCGUGGGGAGGCUCUUUGCUAGUAACGAAGUCAAGAUCGCUCUGGCCAAGAUUAUGUUGACUUAUGAUGUCAGAAUUCUAGAUAGUGUCAAGCCAAAGGUUGUGGAGAUGGGGUUGAGAUGUUGA